This is a messenger RNA of Arabis nemorensis, 1419 nucleotides long. The record is from the annotation of a GenBank genome assembly. Lineage: Eukaryota; Viridiplantae; Streptophyta; Magnoliopsida; Brassicales; Brassicaceae.
AUGGAUACGGAGGAAAGAUCGGAGAUUGCUUUCUUCGACGUUGAGACAACUGUGCCAAAGCGAGGCGAACGUUUCGCGAUUCUAGAGUUCGGGUCAAUCCUUGUAUGUCCGAAGAAGCUUACGGAGCUACGAAGCUACACGACUCUUGUCCAACCCAAAGAUUUGAGUCUCAUAUCUUCUUUGUCCGUAAGGUGCAAUGGCAUCAAGCGUGACGACGUCGUUUUGGCACCCUUGUUCUCCGAUAUCGCUGAAACUGUCUACAACAUUCUCCAUGGGAGGAUUUGGGCAGGUCACAACAUAUUGAGGUUUGAUUGUGCAAGGAUUAGAGAAGCAUUUGCAGAGAUUGGACGUACACCACCCGAGCCGAAAGGCGCUAUCGACUCAUUGGCUUUGCUAACUCAAAAGUUCGGUAGAAGAGCUGGUGAUAUGAAGAUGGCAACUUUGGCUACAUAUUUCGGACUCGGGAAGCAAACGCAUAGGAGCCUGGACGAUGUUAGAAUGAAUCUUGAGGUUCUCAAAUAUUGUGCGACUGUCUUGUUCUUGGAGUCUAGUCUUCCAGAUGUACUUGUAGAGAAUUCGGUAUCUCCAGAAACUAUUAGCUCAAGAACACGUCUCAGAGCAUCAUCCUCUUCUCGCGAGUGUAAUGCUGUAAUAAGCUCUCUUACGCUACGGCCAAUUGACGAGAACAAUGUAGUUCAGGCAGAUCCAUUCAACAUGAGCAUCUUGAGGAAUGAAAUGGCUUCCGACAACAACCUUCAAUCAGAAGACACUCUGAUGGAAGAAGAGCAAAACCAACCAUCUAACUCUGUUCUCUCUGAAAACACAAGUGACCAUGAAGGAUUCUUGGCGCCUGAAUUGAUAUCUCUUCCAAACAUCAAAGCGAUUCUUGUCCCGUUUUACCACGGAAGCGAGAUAAUGAAACUAAAGCUACUCCACGGAGCCUCCCCUCUGCAGCUCUACUGUUCUUGUCUGAAAAUACGGUUUGGAAUCAACGGGAAGUUUCUUGAUAACCGCGGGAGACGGAGGCUAAACUUUGUGGUUGAUCUAUAUCCAACCCUAUGCAGUAUACUCGAAGCAUGUGACAGUAAUGCGCAAAAACUAUCCGUUGAUUCGGGUUCUACAUCCGAAUGGAACUCGAUACUAAAUCCAACAAAGGGAUUUAUAAACUACCCUAACUCAAGGAUACAUAUACCGACAGAGAUAAAUGGAGAUGGAUCGAGGUAUGCAGCAGAGGUACACAAGAGAGAGUCCCCUGGAGGUACUGAGAAGCUAAUCUUGAGUAAUCCGAGCGUUGAGGAGCUUCAAUCGUUGCUGAAACAAGGAAGUGUAGUAGAUGCAUUCUUGUCUUUAGAACCGUAUGAUUAUCAACAGAAAGCUGGAAUUCGUCUUGUUGCUAAAAAACUAGUUAUACAUUCGUAA